AUGCCUUCUUUUUCCUGGUUACGCACUCUUUUCCUCUCACGUCAGAGAUAUCAGUUAUGGCGUCUCGUUCAAUCAUUUAACAAACGCACUGUAUUUUAUCAGGUCAUACAUCAUCGCAAACCUCUGUUGACAUUGACAGCAACGUUACCAUUAUGGUUAAAGGUGAAAGCCGCAACCCAAACUGAAGAUGCCAACGAAUCGAAUCGACCAACAAAUCUGAGUGCUAUCGUUCAACAAUUGGAUGUCAUGUUCGAUAAAGAAGAAUACCAGAAAGCAUAUGAAUAUAUUGAACAAAAUAAGAAUAACGAAUUAUUCCACAGUCAUUAUAUACGCUGGCGAAUUGCUCGGAUCUUCUAUAAACUUUCCUUAGUAACAAAAGAUAAGCAAUUGAAAAAGAAAUUAGUUGAAGAAGGUUACGAACAAGCUAAACUAGCACUUAAUGCAGGAAAUCAUAUCUAUUCUGUUCAUAAAUGGUACGGCAUCUUACUCAAUGAACGCUGUCAAUACAUCAGCACCGAUGAACAAAUUCGUAGUGCUUAUGAAGUUCUUGACCAUUUUGAAGAGGCAGUACGAUUAAAUCCUCAGGAUCCUACCUGUUAUUAUCUGUUAGGUUCAUGGUAUUGGGAAGUGUCACAAUUGUCCGGUUGGAAACGGCGCAUAGCAAAAAUGAUCUACGGUGAAUUACCUAAAGGAACUGUUCAUGACGCAUUGUCAAAAUUUCUUCUGGCUGAGCAGAUAUCUCCUGGAUUUUAUAGUAAAAAUUUGUUAAUGUUGAUCAAGUGUUAUACUGAAUUGAACGCAAAGCCAGCAGCCGCAGAAUUUGCAAAGAUUUUAUUAAAUCGUGAACGGAAAACUCAAGAAGAUGAAGAGGUUCAUCAAGAACUACUUAAACUCAUUCCAAAAAUUGAACGACUCUUACCAUUCGCGCCACAAGCAAGCUUUAGUAAACAUGUUUGA
Messenger RNA from Adineta ricciae, 957 nucleotides. NCBI's taxonomy places the organism in Eukaryota, Metazoa, Rotifera, Eurotatoria, Adinetida, Adinetidae. The record is from the annotation of a GenBank genome assembly.